ACACCCACACCCACACCCACACCCACACCCUCGCUCUCUCUCUCUCUCUCUCUCUCUCUUAACACACCCUUUUUAUUUAUAUCUAUUAAUUACCUUUUUUCCUUCUUGUUCUUGUUCCCUCUCUUGUUCUUGUUAAUUAGCUUUGUCAUAUUCCCAUAUACUUUUCAUUGGACUAUAAAAGCUCCCAAUGGGUUUGGUUCUAUGGUAGCUCAAUUGGGUUGAGUUCAGCUUUGGGACAUAUAGGGCUGAGUUUUCUCAUUAGACCUCUCCCCCCCUCUCUCUCUCUCUCAUAGUAAAAAAAACAAACACAAAGACAUCAUAUAAUAUAAUAUUUGUAUAUGGAGAAGCUUAACUUUGUUAAAAAUGGUGUUCUUAGACUACCUCCUGGCUUUCGGUUCCACCCAACUGAUGAAGAGCUUGUUGUUCAGUACUUAAAGCGCAAGGUCCACUCUUACCCUUUGCCUGCUUCUAUCAUCCCUGAAGUUGAAGUUUGCAAGUCUGAUCCCUGGGAUUUACCAGGUGAUUUGGAGCAAGAGAGGUACUUCUUCAGCACAAGAGAAGCUAAGUACCCUAAUGGGAACAGAUCGAACAGGGCAACAGGUUCUGGCUAUUGGAAAGCAACUGGGAUAGACAAGCAAAUUGUAACUUCUAGGGGUAACCAUGUUGUGGGGAUGAAAAAGACUCUAGUUUUUUACAGAGGAAAGCCUCCGCAGGGCACUAGAACUGACUGGAUUAUGCAUGAGUAUCGCCUUGUUGCUCCUACCAAUCCUCAAACCAAAGCCACACCAGAGAACAAGAGCUUGCCCCAGAAUCAUGUGAUUGUAGCACCAAUCGAUAGUUGGGUUCUUUGCCGGAUAUUUUUGAAGAAAAGAGGGAGUAAAAAUGAUGAUGAAAACUUGCAGACUGGGGUGGACCAUACAGUUGUUCGAAAGCCCAAAUCUACUACUAGGCCUGUUUUUUAUGAUUUCAUGACAAAGGAGAAGAAAAGGGCUGACUUGAAUCUUGCCCCAACUUCAUCAUCUUCUGGUUCGAGUGGAGUGACUCAAGUGUCUUCUAAUGAAUCAGAGGAGCAUGAAGAAAGCAGUAGUUGCAAUAGUUUGCCUUAUUUUAGAAGAAAGCAGCAGCAGCAGUAGUAGUCAACGAAAUUAUCCAAGAUUAGCAGCCUCAUCUGUACCAGUUAAAUCUCAAAUCAAGCUUCUGGUUUUUCUCGAUUAGAAAUAACCCAUCUAAUGGAAAUCCAGUCUUUGGUCUUUCUAAAAAAUUUCAGGUUCUCGUGUUUGUGAUUGUCACUUUAUCAAUCAAGUAGACAAAAAACGAAAAAGAAAAAAAAGCAAUCGGCAUUAACUUGUACUCGGUAAUGUGAAGAGCAAUGAAUGAUGUUAACAUA
This is a messenger RNA of Humulus lupulus (European hop), 1387 nucleotides long. RefSeq names its product NAC domain-containing protein 83-like. NCBI's taxonomy places the organism in Eukaryota, Viridiplantae, Streptophyta, Magnoliopsida, Rosales, Cannabaceae. Gene Ontology annotation, biological process: regulation of DNA-templated transcription. The record is from RefSeq and is a predicted model, not a curated record. The transcript has 3 exons. Bases 339 to 1133 code for a protein of 264 amino acids. Gene Ontology annotation, molecular function: DNA binding.